Cynara cardunculus var. scolymus (artichoke) is the source of this 1652-nucleotide messenger RNA. RefSeq lists its product as uncharacterized. Lineage: Eukaryota; Viridiplantae; Streptophyta; Magnoliopsida; Asterales; Asteraceae. Bases 476 to 1390 code for a protein of 304 amino acids. The record is from RefSeq and is a predicted model, not a curated record. The transcript has 5 exons.
GAAAGGGUUUGGUUCUUCAUUGAAUCCACCUGCAUUCCAUACAACUCUUCAAAUUCGAGCCUGCUUCUAUACAAAUUGUCAUCUCGUAAUCAUAAAUAGCAUUUGCAGCUGCGAAUGCUAUGAAUCAUCUUUCCACACAGGUUUCGAGUUGAAUUGCUGUCAAAUUUGAUGCGUCCAGUCGAUUCCAGUUCGAAAAAUCAUAGCCUGCUGCUUGUUCGUGUUCUUAAUUAGUUUUUACUUUUAAAUUCAUGCUGAUUGGAAUUGCUAAAUUUUGUUAACCCUCGGAAUUUCAUCCUUUUUGUUUAAUUUACACCACGUAUGAUUUAUGAGUGACAUAAAAUUUGGUAACAUAAAGCAUUCAUAUGUUCUGUUUAUUUUCUCUAACACAUUCAGAGAUUCAAACUAGAAGAAGGUUCUUCUUGUGAAUAGGUGUUAUCUGUAAUGUAUAGGUGAUUAGGUGCUUUCAAAGGGAAUAAUGGUCUUGGCAACUCAUCAGUCUCAGGGUUCAUAUGCUCUGUCAAGGCCUUCUUGGAAGAGAGGGAUUAAACCAACACAAAAUUUAGCCGCAUGUUGCACGGUUCAGAGAAUAAACAUUACUUCUUGUUUAUGUGUGGAUCCCCCACUUAUCUAUGGAUCAAAGUUGAAAUCUUUAAGAAUAUCAUACGGAUUAAGAGGGUCACAAUCUGGAAAGAGUUCUUUCAAACUUUCGUACAUCUCCCAGGGCAAUGAAGACAUUUUGUCAGGAUUGCCGAAGGUGCAGAAUGGUCGUGCUCACUCUACCUCCGAUGCAGAUGUGACCACAACAGGGUCUCUAGCCGUACAUAACAUGUUUAAAAGUUGGUUGACGAUAUUGCCCAUGGCUUCACAAAAUAAAGAAGAAACAUUAGAGGGACCAUCCUCAAAAGGACGGGUAGAAACAGAUCACGAGCUCCUAAAAGGUGGAAUUUUGGAGACUGUUUGGUGCAACUUUUGGGGUAUGGAUGCAACAAUAAAGAUCCCAACAAUUAUUUUCAUACCCCUGCUCCUGAUGGUGAAUAUGAAAUAUGGAGCACAAGUUGCAAAGGAGUUGACUCCUUUGUGGAUCACUGGACCUCUAGUCGUUGCUGUUUACAUCAAGACGGUUUGGGUGAUAUGCUCGCUCUACGUUUUCAGCUUCAAGAAGUCGGUCAAAUUGGUAAACAACUUUAGUCGUGGAAAAGUCAAAGAAUUCAUUCGGGUUCAUUUAUGGCAACAUAUGGUGUACUUUAGGAACUUGAACUAUAUAGAGGAGUCGAAAAGAAUGUGGGAAGAGUUUCAAGUGUGGAUAGCGGAUAAGUGUUUGGAUUUCGUUGAAUCAAUGUGGUCUUGUCGCCAAACGAUUGGGUUCUUGAAGAUGGCCAAUAUCAUGUAGGUCAAAUAGGACUCAACUCCUCCCUAUAGGUCGCCAGUUUGAGACUCUUGAGGGUCAUUUUAGUAGCUGUUUUCUUCCGGGUCCCGUGGAAUUAGUGAAGGUACGCGCAAGCUGGCCUGAACACCUACGGUUAAAAGAAGUCUUGUUUCAUCUCGUUUCAUUUGUUUCAUGUAAUGGUUCCUCUAGGCUAACGUAUAGGAAUACCCAUUAUGAAUAGGUUAUUUGAUGGAUUAUUUUGGAGUUUUUGAUAUUGUUUUGCUUG